AUGCGACGUAGCAUUCAGAGCCGCAGUGACGCCAAAGCUGUGGACAUCGCCAAUAUCUAUUCGUCGGACAUUCAACGGGUGAUCCAGUUGUAUGUAGUUCUAGGAAUCUCAGCCUUUGCUGGGCUCGUCGUCAUCGCUCUAUCGAUGCUGGCUGCAUUCUUCUUCACAAAGCAGACCAGUGGGUCAUACAAAGAGUUGAUGAAACGCAAAGAUGACCGCAUGAAACUCGUCAAAGAGGCCUUCGGUGCUAUCCAGAUAGUCAAAUUGAACGCGUGGGAAGGAAAAUUUGAUGAGAAACUGCUCGCUCUUCGAGAGUUAGAGCUCUCAGAGCUUUCGCGAUUCGUCUACGCCAUGUGCGGAACAAUCUUCGUAUUGUGGACGUCGCCGUUGUUCGUCUCAACUGCCUCGUUCGCCUAUUACACUCUGGUGAAAGGCCAGGUACUAACGGCUGCCAAGGUAUUCACUGCCAUCGCACUGUUUAAUCUACUUCGAGACCCACUACGGGAGUUCCCAAGUAUGGUCCAAAAGUGUCUUCAAGCCAAGAUUUCGCUAGAUCGCAUGGCAGAUUACCUUGCUCUUCACGAGGUCGAUUCGUCCAGUGUGACUCGGAAUGAUUCUUCCAUUCCAGAGGAUGUUGCGAUCCUGGUCGAGCAUGGAACAUUCGCGUGGAAUGAAGAUGCAAAGCCAGUAUUGGCGGAUGUGAACUUGAUAGUGAAGAAAGGUGACUUUGUUGUUGUUCAUGGACCCGUCGGCUCCGGUAAAUUUUCACUGUGUUCUGCCUUGCUUGGCGAGAUGGAGAAAAUGGACGGCAAGGUGACUGUAAAUGGCAAAGUGGCAUACUACGCUCAGCAGCCGUGGAUCCAGAGUAUGACCAUCCGUGAAAAUAUCCUCUUUGGACAAGUUUUCGACCACACCAAGUACCAGAGUGUCCUGAAUGUGUGCGGACUUCUCCCUGACUUGCAGCAAUUUGCCGGAGGUGACGCAACUGAGAUCGGACAGAAGGGAAUCAAUCUGUCGGGUGGUCAGAAGGCUCGUGUGAGUUUGGCACGCGCCUGCUACUCCGAUGCAGAUAUUUUCAUCUUGGAUUCACCUCUCGCCGCAGUCGACGCUAUGGUUCAGAGCGAGAUCUUCAGCAAGUGCAUUUGUGGCUUGUUAGCGGAGAAGACGGUGAUUUUUGUCACUCACAACCAGGACGUUAUCGAGUCUGGUGCAGAAAAACGCGAGGAAGGUCGAGUGUCGGCGGCGGUGAUUUGGCAAUAUUUCAACGCAAUGGGAGGACUCAAAGUGCUGGUGUUGCUGCUGCUGAUCCAGUCGUUGUGGCAGGGAUGUCAGGUCGGGAUGCUUUGA
Messenger RNA from Phytophthora infestans T30-4, 1347 nucleotides. Its product is annotated as ATP-binding Cassette (ABC) Superfamily. Gene Ontology annotation, biological process: transmembrane transport. The record is from RefSeq and is a predicted model, not a curated record. NCBI's taxonomy places the organism in Eukaryota, Oomycota, Peronosporomycetes, Peronosporales, Peronosporaceae. The transcript has 3 exons. Gene Ontology annotation, cellular component: membrane. Gene Ontology annotation, molecular function: ABC-type transporter activity; ATP binding; ATP hydrolysis activity. Bases 1 to 1347 code for a protein of 448 amino acids.